Messenger RNA from Mytilinidion resinicola, 1086 nucleotides. RefSeq lists its product as uncharacterized. The coding region runs from base 1 to 1086 and encodes 361 amino acids. Lineage: Eukaryota; Fungi; Ascomycota; Dothideomycetes; Mytilinidiales; Mytilinidiaceae. The record is from RefSeq and is a predicted model, not a curated record. The transcript has 2 exons.
AUGUUUGACUUCAUCGCCGACGGUCUCAAUACGACCAUCACCAUCCUCUUCCCCAUCUUCGCCUCCUACAAAGCCCUGCACUCCUCGGACCCAGCCCUACUCGCCCCAUGGCUCAUGUACUUCGUCACGCUCACCCUCGCCCACCUGCUAGAGUCCACCUUCGCCUUCAUCCUCGACUGGGUGCCCUUCUACGCCUGGUUCCGCCUCUUCGCGCACCUCUACCUCGUCCUCCCGGGCUCGCAGGGCGCCAGCUUCCUCUACCAAACCCACAUCGACCCCUUCCUGCGCGACCACGAGCGCGCCAUCGACGACUUCAUCUCCUCGGCGCACGCGCGCUCCAAAUCCGCCGGCCUCACGUACCUCAAGCUCGCGAUCGAGUGGGCCAAAGUCAACGUGCUGGGCCUGCCGCCGCAGGCGCCCGAGCCGGAGCCCCGGCGCGGCGUCAGCUACGCGCAGAGCCUGAUGGGGCGGUUCAACAUGCCGAGUGCGCGCGCGGACACGGAUUUCUACGGCCUGAUCACCCAGACGCUCAGCGGAGCGACGGCCGGGUUUGGCGGCGCGACGCGCGAGGCGCAGGCGGAGGAGCUGAGUGCGAGUGGGACGCUGGUGCCGCCGGGCUUGGAUGAGGAGGAGCGCGCGAGUUAUCUGGCGACGCAGAGGAAUCGGCUGAUGGUGCUGCUGCAGGCGUUUGAUCGCGAGCAGGGGUCGUUGGCGGAGGAGCGGGACGCGAGGGAGGGGGGGUAUCGCGGGCUGGCGAAGAGUCGCAGCGAGGUGGAGUUUGAUCGGAUUGAGAGGGAUGAGGUGGAGAGGGAGGGGCCCGGGGGUAGGCCGGAGGCGGGGUAUAGGAGGGUUAGUGGACAGCCUGGGGGCUGGAUGCCGUGGAAUUGGGCGGGGAAGAAGCCGGUCGAGCCUGAGGACUUGGCGUAUGGAGAUGUGCAUGCCAAGAGGCCUUCGAGCCGGGAUGGGGGCAGGUCGUCGGGGUAUGAUGGUGCGAGGUCUACUGGAUACGAUGGGGGUAGGCCGUCGUCUGGGUAUGAUGGUGGGAGGUCAUCGUCAGGAUAUGAUCUCCCGUAUCCUAGGGAUUAA